Molecule: messenger RNA, 1068 nt
Organism: Bombus huntii
Lineage: Eukaryota; Metazoa; Arthropoda; Insecta; Hymenoptera; Apidae
Product: omega-amidase NIT2-like
Exons: 4
Coding region: 283-816 (177 amino acids)
Biological process (GO): oxaloacetate metabolic process; L-glutamine metabolic process
Cellular component (GO): mitochondrion
Molecular function (GO): omega-amidase activity
Source: RefSeq, a predicted model, not a curated record
UUAUGUCGUUGAUGAUAAUAAUUCCUCCACGACUCAGCAACAAGAGCUACUCUGGGUGAUGAGCUUAAUGGUGCUGUUGCGGCUAUUUUAAUUUUUCAACAAGGAUCCAAAUGGCGCCGUUGACGAAAUUCUUUCAUUAUAAACGUCAACGAUCAACAUCAGCCAUCAGGGAACGAAGAAGAGUACUUUCGAAAAUACGCCGAGAGUAUUCCUGAUGGUGAAACGAGCGUUGCUUCAUCGAACGCAGCUAAAGAAAACAACAUCUAUGUAGUUGGUGGUACGAUGCCUGAAAUAGAGGGCGAUAAAUUGUACAAUACCUGUACUAUUUGGGGUCCCGAUGGAACUUUGAUAGCAAAACACCGAAAGGUACAUCUAUUCGACAUCGACAUUCCUAAUAAGAUUACUUUUCGAGAGAGUGAUUCACUCAGUCCUGGUAACUCCCUAACGACGUUCGACGUGAAGGGCUGCAAAAUAGGUAUUGGCAUUUGCUAUGAUAUUAGAUUCGAGGAAAUGGCACGCAUUUAUCGUAACAAAGGUUGCCAAAUGCUGAUAUAUCCAGCGGCAUUCAAUAUGGCCACUGGACCACUGCACUGGUCCUUACUUCAGCGUUCCAGAGCGAAUGAUAAUCAAUUAUACGUUGCCUGCAUAUCACCGGCUCGUGUUCCUUCAGCAAGUUACGUCGCAUGGGGGCAUACACAGUUGACCAAUCCCUGGGGAAAGAUUCUUUACGAUUUGGAAACUCAAGAGAAUAUGGCAGUCACCGAUAUCAAAAAAAAAAAAGAAAAAAAAAAAAAAAAUAUGAGGCAUACUAUAUAAGAUUGUCAUCGAUUUAAAAUCAAAGUAUGAAAAGGAUACCCUGGAGAGAGUAAAACACAGAAUCAUUCCAACUAAACAUUCAGAUCGUACCGACACCUAGGUAUCGUCUUACAAUUAAAUCUCGGUCUCGAAUGGAUUAAAAUGAAAUACAUACUUGCAGCUUCAACAUCUUCAAUAUCGAGGAGAUUCAAACUUUACAAAUAAAUGUAAAUUGCGAUGUAAAACAAAGCGAUGUAAAAAGGGAAAAAGGAG